This is a messenger RNA of Carassius gibelio (silver crucian carp), 2095 nucleotides long. RefSeq names its product riboflavin-binding protein-like. The record is from RefSeq and is a predicted model, not a curated record. Gene Ontology annotation, cellular component: external side of plasma membrane. The transcript has 6 exons. The coding region runs from base 133 to 954 and encodes 273 amino acids. Gene Ontology annotation, molecular function: riboflavin binding; riboflavin transmembrane transporter activity; signaling receptor activity. NCBI's taxonomy places the organism in Eukaryota, Metazoa, Chordata, Actinopteri, Cypriniformes, Cyprinidae.
GGCUGUUGUCAUGGAGAUGUCCUUCGUCUCCAGCUCUGGGUAAGGAGUGUGUGUGGAUCAGACCGAGAGAAUCAGACACUCACAGCAGACGUGCACGCUCCACUAUCAGCUUAAACGUAAACACAGGUGAAAAUGGGCGUGUCUAGAGUUCUGCUCGGCCUCGCCCUCCUCACGAGUCUAUUGGCUGCCGCUGUCAUGAGUCACGAGGGGGCGUGUCUACGGGACGGGAGACACAAGGCCACGCCCAGUCCAGAGCGUCAUCUGAAGCAGUGCUCGCUCUACAGGGAGAACUCGUGUUGUUCAGAGACAGAUGUCCAGGAUCUGUCCAGCGAGGACAAGUCUUUCUGGGAUAAGUGUGGUCUCCUCAGCCCUCUCUGUGAGUCUUUCCUGAAGCGCGUCGCCUGUUUUUACCGCUGUUCUCCUGAUGCUGCUCGCUGGACACACCCACAUCGAGACUCCUCCCUGAAGGCGGUGCCUCUGUGCCACAGCUUCUGCAGAGACUGGUAUGAGGCCUGUAAAAUGGACAUGACAUGUGCUCGGGACUGGACCACUGACCCCCGCGGACAGAACUGCAGCAGCGGCUGUGUGCCCUACCAACAGAUGUACCAGCAUGGACGUGACCUCUGCGAGAGUCUUUGGGGAGAAGCUUUCAUGACAGUUGAAGACGACCCCGGGGAGGAAGACGGUGUUGAAGGCAAUAGCUGCGGCUGUCUGACCCUCAGUCCGUCUGAUCGAGAGGUGAUCGCAGCUCUGAGGGUUCAGGAAGGAGACCCUGAAGAACUGGACACCACCAAGAGCGGCCUGCCGCAGUACAGAGCCCCCUGCCCUCCCGCAGGGCCUCGAGCACGCAGCGCCACAGCGCCACCUCAGGCCCGGAGGAGCAGUGCCAAGGCUGUACUGCGCAAACGCUCAGUGCUCACCAGCGACACGGAGGGCAGCGGGAGCGGCUUCUAGGAGAAAUGUGAUAGAUCUGCUAAAUGUUUGUUAAUGUGCAUUUUAUCUUAUCAGUUGAAUUUACAGUAAACUAAUGCAGUGAGGUUUCUAAAGUGUUGUCUAUUUAACACAGUCAGCAAAACAAUCCUCUGUGAACUAAAGAUACUUCUGUAAAAUGACAUUCUGCUAAUUUUAACCUGUUGACCUGUUAAAGGCAACAUGAAGAGUUGAAUUUAGGUCUGGAUAACACUUUACAGUAAGAUUUUGAUUGUUAACAUUAGUUAAUGCACCGUGAAUUAACAUGAACAUUAACAAACAUUAAAGAAGAUUAGAAAAUGCUGUAGUAAAAAAAUAAAUAAUAAUAAUAAUAAUGUUAAUGUUAGCUAGAAGGUAGUCACCAUUGUAGAAACAAUUUUUACUCAGAAAUUGUUAGUACAGUAUAUUUAACAAACAAUUUAAAAGAAAGGGCACAUAAAACUUUGAAUUCAACUUGAAAUCUAAACAUAGAAAGUAGUAUUUGCUUGUAAAACACUCCUAAAAUAUUAUGGCUAGGCUAACUUCUCUGCGUUAACUAAUGCUAACAAAGAGGAGCUUAUUGUAAAGUGUUAAAGUAAUUAGAAAUGCGUCACAUUACAUCAAUAAAUUGAGUUUCAUAUAUUGUUUUACAUUAUCCGUUUAUUCAGAGUAAUUGAAAUCACAUAACAUUUUUUUGUUUUUUUGUUUUUUGUGGAUUGCUUCAAACUAAAUGAUGCUGUUGUCGCUUGUCUCUUGUUUCCAUAACAGUGAUACUUCAUGAUAAUGUGCUCUACUGUCUCAUAAUCUGUAACCUCACAAAUUAUGACACUAGCCUAUGUGUGAUGUCGGUAUGUUGUGUUAAUUAUUAUUAUUAUUAUUUUAUUUUAUUUUUUUGCGUAAUGACUUUAGUGAAAACAUGAUCCAGUAUUUACACUGAUUUACAUAAAAAAAAUAACGCUGUAAAGAAACUACGAGAGAAUACUGUAAAAUCUGGCGAGUCACGUGAUGACGUGUUUUGUUUAUGUGAAUGACGUCGCGUCGCUGUGUGCGAUCGUAUAGCUUUAGUGAGUAAACAAGUGCGUUUCUGUUCUGAUAUUACCUGUGUCUCUAAUUCUUAAAUAAAACUGAAAUUUGUUUGUUCUUUUAA